Akanthomyces muscarius is the source of this 1278-nucleotide messenger RNA. RefSeq lists its product as uncharacterized. The record is from RefSeq and is a predicted model, not a curated record. NCBI's taxonomy places the organism in Eukaryota, Fungi, Ascomycota, Sordariomycetes, Hypocreales, Cordycipitaceae. Bases 1 to 1278 code for a protein of 425 amino acids. The transcript has 4 exons.
AUGGAACACGAGAAUUCGAGACCAGCCGACAGCUACCCUAGCGAGCAGCAAAAGAGGGCUGCUGAUAUCUGGCAGGCUAUCUUCAAGCUCCAGACAAGCUUUUCUGAGUAUCUCUAUACUCCAAUGAGACCCUCAGAAGGCGAAAAGCAGCAUCAGGUUUGCAAUGGCUCUGAGACUGACAUAAUCGGCCCACCACAGCCAACAAAUAUUACCACGGUGCUCGAGGAACUAGAAAUAUCACCAAAACAUAUUGGCUCAGAUGAAUCAGCAAAUCUAGUGAGCAAAAUUCGCAGACUACUGGAUAACAGAAGUUUGACCGAGCUUAUCGUCAACACUGCCAAGCAUGAGAGUCCAGACUCUUUCGUUCUGCGAUAUUUCCGUGCUCGCAAGUGGGAGAUUGGCCGAACCCUUUGCAUGCUGAUCGCUGCGCUACACUGGUACCAUUUUGAGGCAAAUGUCGAGGGUGACAUUUUGAAAAACGGCGAGGAAGUGGCAAUUCGCGACUCAGAAAAGGGUAUAUGUUUGGACCCUAAACUGGCCAGCGACUUUAUGAAGCAGGUACGCAUGGGAAAGAGCUUCUUACAUGGAAGGGAUAAAGAUGGCCGGCCGAUUUGUAUUGAGCGAUAUACUCUAUACUUGAUUGAGAAUAUUCGCUUGAUGCUUACGACGUCUACUGAAACCAUCACGAUUGUUUACGACAUGACAGGGUUUUCUAUAGCCAACAUGGAUUACAACUUUGUCAAAUACAGUACCAACAUCUUUGAAGCAAAUUAUCCGGAAACACUUGGGUAUAUCUUGAUUCACAACGCUCCUUGGGUUUUUCAGGGUAUUUGGAGACUAAUCCGUGGUUGGCUUGACCCAGCUGUUGCCAACAAAGUCAGAUUUACAACAGGCAGAAAAGGCCUUGAAAAGUUCAUCGCACCAGAGAACUUGGUCAAAGAACUUGGGGGCGAUGACGACUGGACCUAUCGCUAUGAAGAGCCAAUAUCCGGGGAGAAUGAGAGGCUCACGGACGCAGCUACCCGUGAUAGCCUUCUAUUGGAGCGAGAAACUCUCACUAAGCAAUUUGUGUCGAUAAGCAACGCCUGGCUGAAGGCUCUUGACCAUGCUGAGUUGAUGAGCAAUCGCUCUAUUGUUAUUGGUCAGCUUCGGUCAAAUUACGCAAAGCUCGAUCCUUACAUACGAUCACGAUCACUAUAUGAUCGGCAAGGCACACUUGUGAUCGCCGAUGUUGACCUUUCUACUGGCAACACUGAUGAAAAGAAGGCCUCAAGUUAG